CGGAGURCACAUGGAUCAAAAACCGCUAGUAUUUAAAAUCUUAUCACAAUGUUCUACUACCAAAGCUCGCACAGCUAUAUUAUCACUUCCACAUUAUGCAGUAGAAACUCCGGUUUUCAUGCCUGUUGGAACUCAAGGAACAAUGAAGGGUUUGACGUGUAAACAGCUGGAAGAUUUAGACUGUCAGAUCAUCCUAGGCAACACAUAUCAUUUGGGGAUGAGACCGGGAACAGACAUUUUGGACAGAGCUGGUGGACUUCAUGGAUUCAUGAACUGGAAAAGAGCUCUUUUAACAGACAGCGGAGGGUUUCAAAUGGUUUCUCUUAUCAAGCUCUCUCAAGUCACUGAGGAGGGAGUAAAAUUCCAGUCACCUCAUGAUGGCAAAGAAAUGUUACUCAGCCCUGAAAAGUCAAUGGAGAUCCAGAAUUCCAUAGGAGCAGACAUUAUGAUGCAGCUAGAUGAUGUUAUAAGUAGUACAACAACUGGACCCAGAGUUGAAGAAGCUAUGUAUAGAUCUAUAAGAUGGCUUGAUAGAUGUAUCAAAGCACACAAAAACACUCAAAAACAAAAUUUAUUUGCUAUUAUACAAGGGGGGCUUAAUCCUGAACUGAGAAAGAUAUGUAUAAAAGAAAUGGUAAAACGUGAUACUCCUGGUAUUGCUAUUGGUGGGUUGAGUGGAGGAGAAGAAAAAGAUAAGUUUUGGAGAACAGUUUCUUUAUGCACUGAUGAUUUGCCUCGGGACAAGCCAAGAUAUGUCAUGGGGGUAGGUUAUGCUGUUGAUUUAGUUGUGUGCUGUGCAUUGGGCGCUGACAUGUAUGAUUGCGUUUACCCUACCAGGACAGCGAGAUUUGGUACAGCUUUAGUUCCAUGGGGUCAACUACACCUCAAACAGAAACAGUAUAGCGAAGACUUAAGGCCCAUAUGUAAAGACUGUAAAUGCUUCACAUGUCAGAACCAUUCCAGGGCCUUUAUUAAUUCUAUCAUUGGAAAAGAACCUGUUGCAUGUCAUCUUAUUACAAUGCAUAAUAUCCAUUAUCAGAUGCAAUUGAUGCGUGGCAUAAGAGAAAGUAUAAAACAGGAUAAAUUUCCACAGUUCAUAAAGAACUUUAUGGAAUGUAUGUUUCCAGACAAGAUCUACCCAAYGUGGGUUGUAGAUGCUCUCCGGUCAGUCAAUGUAAACCUAGAAACAUCAGAUAACAAAGACAAUAAAGAAGUGACAUAACACCUGGCAUUGUGUUUUAACUAAAAAAAUAUUUCAUACUCAACUAUUGACCAUAUAUAUAUGAUCAUAUAUCUCUUGACUCAAUAAUGAGAAACGUCUUUAAUAUUGUUGGGGCG
Molecule: messenger RNA, 1338 nt
Organism: Exaiptasia diaphana
Lineage: Eukaryota; Metazoa; Cnidaria; Anthozoa; Actiniaria; Aiptasiidae
Product: queuine tRNA-ribosyltransferase catalytic subunit 1
Exons: 8
Coding region: 11-1222 (403 amino acids)
Cellular component (GO): cytosol
Molecular function (GO): tRNA-guanosine(34) queuine transglycosylase activity
Source: RefSeq, a predicted model, not a curated record